AUGAUAAAAUCACUUAAGUGUGUCAAAUGUUUGCAAGAAACAAAAGAAAGUGCAUCUUAUAAAGCAAAAUGUGGACAUCUAUAUUGCAACAAAUGUAUUGACUAGAUUACUGCUGAAGGAGGUUCAAACUGUUCAGAAAAACAAUGCUCUUAUUUUCUAAACAUAUCAGAUCUUAUGAACAGGCAAUUCCAAAAAAUAUCCGGAAGCAACUAAAUGGUAUUUGGGAAAUAAAUUACAAUGUUUUAAGGAGAUGCUAAAAAAAUGGCAUCACCAUCUUAAUAAAAUAAAGCAACACCUAUAAAAUAGAAUGUUCAAAAUGGCAACACUCCAAUAAAAUAAUAAAAAAAUACUUAACCUCGAAGGUCAUUUUAAGAACGUUCCCCUGUAGCAAUUUAAACAAAGUCCAAAUCUUAGAUGCAAAAACUUACAGAUAGGGUUUUACAAUAAUAGAACAGCGCAAAGGUUAUUCAACCAAAAUAAUAACAAACUUAAUAAAGAUAAUAACAAUAAUAGUAAUAAUAAUAAUAAUAAUAACAAUAAUAAUAACAAUAAUAAUAAUAACAAAAUAGAUAAUAAUAAAAUUAAUAAAUCAUAAAAUAACAAUAGAUUCAAUAAACAGAUUAAAUAUAACCAUAAAAAUAAGAAAUCAAAGUCAAUAUUGAAGAUAGAAUGAUUGAAUCUAUCUAGUAUAAAUGUGAUUAUUGCAAUUCCAAUACUUCCGGAUUAUUUCAUAAUGAAAUAUGCGAUCAUAGAUUAUGUUAUGAUUGCAUCUAAAAAUAUUAUGAGGAAUUCUGUGUCUGUUUUGUAAAGGAUUGCGGUUGGUAGAUCAACUAGGAAUAAUUAAAUUAGUUUAUGCUCACUUAUGUUACAUUUCAAUUAAAUGAGGUUGAAGAAAUUAAACUAAAAAGACAGCAGUCCUCAUCAGAUCAAUAAGACAUUCUUAUAAGCAAAUUUCAAUUUGAAGAAGUUACUUUAUAACAUAUGUAAAUCUCUAAUAUGAAUGAAUUCAUUAAGACAUUUGAUGAACUCAAAAUUAAAGAAAAAAACUACGUAGAUCUUAGAUUUGGUCCAAAUGAAAAAAGUGUUGGUUCAAAUUACACUGCCACUUGGUAGAGAUUGAAUGUUAUUUUUAAUGGAGAUUUUCAAUUUUUUGCGAAAUCAAGUGAUAAUAAAAGGUUUGGACUAGGAAAGUACAUUGGUCCCCAAGAUAUAAUACAAGGAUAAUUAGGGAAUUGCUAUUUGUUGGCUUCAAUUUCUGCUCUGGGAAAUAGAAGACCUGAUUUAUUAUUAGAUGUCUUUAUUACGAGAGCAAUAAACGAACAAGGAAUAUAUUGUAUAAGAUUGUGCAUAGAUGGAAUAUGGAAAGCCAUAUAUGUAGAUGAUUAUUUCCCAGUCUAUCCUAAUCUAAGUCCCAUUUUUACUAAAGCUAAAAAUAAUGCAAUAUGGGUCAUGGUAUUGGAGAAAGCAUGGGCCAAAUUAUUUGGAUCCUAUUAAAAUAGUGCAUCAGGUUCUAUGUAAGAAGUGCUAAGAGCUUUGACUGGAGCACCUACAGAAGUAAUCUGGACUCAAUCUCCAGACUUUAUUGCCUAGCUUCGAAAAUGCCUUGCCAAUAGAGUUAUAAUGGUUGCAGCAACCUAGAGUAGUGAAGUUUAACCAAUUACAUAAGGAUUAGUUCCAAAUCAUGCCUAUUCAGUUCUAAAAAUCAAAUAAAUAAAUCACCCAAAAAGAGGAUAAGUGGAACUACUGAAAUUAAGAAACCCUUGGGGAAAAAAGGAGUGGACAGGUGAUUGGGGAUAAGAAAGUCCAUUAUGGACUCCGUAAUUAAGAUAGGAGUUAAAGUUAGAUUCUGAAGAUUCUGGUGUAUUUUAUAUGGAUAUUGGAUCAUUUAUGCAAUAAUUCAGAGAUAUCCAUAUUUGCCAUGUCUAAUAAAAUUACUAAUAUUCUGCAACACAAAGCAAAUCCAAUAAAAAAAAGGCUGUUUACUAUUCUUUUAAAAUUACUAAAGAUGGGGAUUAUUACUUUACUAUAAAUUAACGAAAUCAAAGAUGGGCAGGGAAUCCUAAAUAUAGCAAUGCCAAGCUAUUAAUUUGUAAGAAAGAAGAAAAUAAUUAAUACACAUAUAUCGCUGGUAAACUUAGUUAAUUUGGUGAAGUUUGGUGUAAAUGCACCUUAACAAAGGGGGAAUACGUUGUUUUUGCUAAAGUAAUUUGGGAACAUCACCAAGAGUUCUUCUUUGUUCUCUCUUCAUAUGGAAUGGAAAAACUAGAAUUCAAACAAAUAAGAAAGAUUCCUGAUAUGCUUCCCAGUGUUUUCAUAAAGAAAGGGUUUGUUUAACAACCUAAACGAAGCUACGACACAAUGGGAUAACCCAAGAUUCAAAGUUGCUAUAAUCUAGAUAGACUGGAUGGUUGGGGCUAUUAUUUCAUUGACAACUAAUCAAGUGUUAAAUUAAUAAGCAAAAUAUCAUUCCAUAAAUUCUAUGGGUUGCGAUUUUGUAAACCUCAUAGAGGAGUCACUUUAAAUAUUGAACUGCCCCCUGGUAAAUAGUUUAUUGCUGUAAUCAAAGUGUUAUCAGGAUAUGAAAUCGAAUUUACUCAAAAGGUUCAAUUUCAACAAUGA
Molecule: messenger RNA, 2619 nt
Organism: Paramecium tetraurelia
Lineage: Eukaryota; Ciliophora; Oligohymenophorea; Peniculida; Parameciidae
Exons: 2
Biological process (GO): proteolysis
Cellular component (GO): cytoplasm
Molecular function (GO): calcium-dependent cysteine-type endopeptidase activity
Source: RefSeq, a predicted model, not a curated record